Prunus avium (sweet cherry) is the source of this 1558-nucleotide messenger RNA. The record is from RefSeq and is a predicted model, not a curated record. Lineage: Eukaryota; Viridiplantae; Streptophyta; Magnoliopsida; Rosales; Rosaceae.
UGAGAAGCAAAAGGCUUCUUUGUGCACCUUAAUUAGGUUCCUUGCUACCACAAUGGGCAUCUGCGGCGGAGGAUUUGAAGGGCAGCCUAAGCAGGCAGCAAGGCUAGGAGGAAAUCGAGCUGCACUUUUUGUAUACGCCACGGAGGGUCUUGAGAACAUGUCAUUUGUUGCAAAUGCUAUGAGCCUUGUGACUUACUUCUAUGGAUAUAUGAACUUGAGCUUGACAAAGUCGGCCACCACCCUUACCAAUUUCAUGGGAACUGCAUUCAUACUAACACUUGUUGGUGGAUUCAUAUCUGAUACCUAUUGGUCAAGGUUCAAAACUUGUGUCGUCUUCGGAUUCAUCGAAUUACUGGGACUUGGGUUGUUAACUGUACAAGCACACUUCCACCAGCUAAGACCGUUCCCAUGCCAAAAUGUUACACCAGGACCAGGCCAAACAUGCGAGGCUGCAGACACAAACCAACUUGCAAUCCUCUACACUGGCCUCUACCUAAUUGCAUUAGGCACCAGCGGCGUCAAGUCGGCUUUACCAGCUUUGGGAGCUGACCAAUUCGACGAGAAGGACCCGAACGGGGGAGCACAGUUGUCGAGCUUCUUCAACUGGUUCUUGUUCAGCCUCACCGUUGGAGCCAUUUUUGGUGUCACCUUUGUUGUAUGGAUAAGCUCGAACCGGGGCUGGGACUUGGCCUUCGCUUUGUGCACCGUGGCAGUCUUCUUUGCUGUUGUGUUUGUGUGCAUGGGAAAGUCUCUGUACAGAAACAAUGUUCCCAAGGGCAGCCCCCUCCUAAGUAUCCUACAGGUUCUUGUGGCUGCUACCAAAAACCGAAAGCUUCGAAUUCCGGAGAAUGCAGAUGAGUUACAUGAGAUCCAUGACAAAGAAGGAGGGGAACAAAAUGAACUUCUUCAGAGAACAGAUCAAUUCAGAUUUUUGGACCGGGCGGCAAUCUUUGGUGCCACUACUGCUGAUGGUUCUUCAACAUCUAAAGCUCAUGGAUCCUGGAACCUGUGCACAGUCACACAAGUUGAAGAAACAAAGCUCCUAAUUCGCAUGCUCCCAAUCAUAUUCAGUACUGUCUUCAUGAACACGUGCAUGGCACAGCUUCAGACCUUCUCAAUCCAACAAAGCAAUACCAUGGACACGCAUAUCCUUGGCUUCAAAAUUCCCGGCCCAUCAAUCCCAGUAAUCCCUUUACUGUUUUAUGCCAUUUUUGGAGCAGCAGAUAUGUUUACUUUGGUAGGGCUCUUGGAGUUUUUCUAUGCUGAGAGCGCAGCUGGUAUGAAGUCACUGAGCACAGCCAUCUCAUGGUGUUCAAUUGCAUUUGGCUACUUCUUGAGCUCAAUGGUGGUGGAGGUGGUCAAUAAAGUCAGCGGAGGGUGGCUGGCUAGUAAUAACUUGAACAGAGACAAGUUGAAUUAUUUCUACUGGUUGUUGGCAGGGCUGAGUGUACUGAAUUUUGUAGCUUAUUUGAUCUGUGCAUCUUGGUAUAAGUACAAAAAGGUCGAAGUUUUCAAGCAAUGUGACUUGAACGGAAAGGUUGAAUUGGUGAAAGCCUAA